UGUGCAAAUGUUUGUUCACUUAUGGACAGGUUAGAUUUGUGCAAUUCAACUUAAAUUUCUUUCGAUAUAACAAUAUAGUAGAAGAAUUUAGAAUUUUCACGUUUUUACGGAUGAUGGAGGAGGUUGACAAUAUAAUAAUUCACUCAUUGCGUCAAAUAGGCUGUGACAUAGAAGAAAAUAUAACAAAUCUUAGUGGUUUUAACACAGAAUUAAUUAUAAAAGCAACAGUAAAAUGUUUGGAUGUAAUAAGACCAGGCCUUGGAUUAUCAACAGUUUUACCUAUAAAUAUGGCAGCCAGAUUUCGAUUGGGUGCUACACUUGCUCAAGCAUGUUUAGAAUUAGGAUACAAAGCUGAUGUUGGUUAUCAAACAUUUUUAUAUAGUUCAGAAACAGAUUUACGAAAAGUUUUUAUGUUUCUUAUUGAAAAAUUACCAAAAGAAAGUGAUAAAUCUUUAAGUGAACCUGUUAGUAAUAUUGUAUUAUUAGAAAAAUCUAUAUCAAGAGCAAUAGCACAGAGUCUUUCUGCUCCAUGGUUACCACAUUAUUGUCAUACAAAGGGAUUUAGAAAUAAAGGAAGAGCAAAAAUUCCAUAUAAAUCUGUAAAUUUAGAAGUUUCAACAAUAAGAAAGGAAGAAAAUAAAGAAGAAUAUCAAGAUUAUUGUAUACAUUAUUUGCAAUCUGUGCCUGAACAAAUGCAAAAUGAAAUGACACUUCUACCAUCUUUGAUAUCUUACAAUGCAAAAGCUCUCCAUUCACAUUCAAUGAGUAUUCUUGAUCAAAUAAAUUGGUUAAAUGAACAAUAUUGUGAUAAAAUUACUGAAGUUAAUGAAUCUAGUGACAUUAAUAUUUUAAAUAGAAUCUCAAUACAAGACAAAACAUUAUCUUCUAAUGAAUUUCAAAUGGAAAAUAAUAAUGUUAAAGAAACUAAACUUAUAAAACAAAAAAUAAUAGAUAAAACAGAAAAACAAGAUUUACAAAUAGAAAAAAUAAAAGCAGACUGUGAAAUUAUUAGAAAAGAUAUAGAAGAAUUGCAAGUUGCAAUUAAAAAUUUAACAACCAGUGUAACACAAGCAACAAUAAAUUAUCAAAAUGAGGAAAAAAAAUUAACAAUUAAUGAAGAACAAAAAAAGAUUAAAGCAAGAAUUUAUGAUCUAUUUCAAGAUGGUGAAGAGAAUAUUAAGAAACUAGAAGCAGCUAUUGAAGUUACUACAAAUAAAUUAAUUAAUUUAGGUAAUCAAUGGGAAAAACAUAGAAUACCUCUAAUUCAAAAAUACAGACAAGAAAGGGAAAAACAUUCUACUAAAGCUAAUGCAAGUCAAAAGAAACUUGAUGAUAUUAAGUUAUUAAAAGAAAAGGAAAGAGAACUACAAGAAGAAUGUCGCAAUAAAGAUCAACAAUACUCACAAUUGGUAACAGAAGUUCAAAAACUUUCAAAAGAAGUGAAUAGAUCCGCAUAUACUCAACGAAUUUUAGAAAUAAUUAACAAUAUUAGAAAACAAAGAGACGAAAUUAGUAAAGUAUUAGUUGAUACACGAGAAAUCCAAAAAGAAAUAAAUACACUUACAGGCAGAUUAGAAAGAUCUUUUACUGUUGCUGAUGAAUUAAUAUUUCGAGAUGCAAGAACAAAUGAAGCAUCAAGAAAAGCUUAUAAAUUAUUAGCUACACUUCAUUCUGAUUGUAGUGAACUUGUAAAUUUAGUAGAAGAAACAGGUGCAACUAUAAGAGAAAUAAGAGAUUUAGAAGAACAGAUUGAUUCUGAAGCUACAAAAAAUAUUGGAGCAAAUUUAGAAAGGAUAACUGCUGAUUUGAAACAAAUGAAACAAGAAACAGCAGAAUUAACAGCACAAUUACAAAAUAAAAAUUCGUGAUUUUGAUAUAAUCUGUGAUAUUACGAUGUAUUAUUUAUAAUAACAACGACCAGGUAAAAAUUUUAUUAAUGUUGAAAGAAAAAUCUGUAAAAUCUUAUUAAAAAAAAUAUUUUACAAUACGAAACAUAUAUUGAAAUACUUACAAACCAUACAAGAUUAUAUUAUUUACAGGACAUUCCAUAUAAAUAAAUGAAUGAAUACAUUACAAAGACUAAAUUUUAUAAUUAUGCAAAAUUUAAUAUAUUGCUGCUUAUAAAACAGUCUUUGUAAAUUUAGGAAUAAUUAUUAAAUGUGUGCCUUGGCCCAAAAUAAUAUAAUGUUAAUUUUGUUUAUAAAAGGGCCAAGUCUGUGACAAAUUCAAUAUCAAUGCUCAAAUGGAACAUUAUUUGUUACAGAGCCUAAUAAUUUUUUAAUAUAUAAACUUUAAUUGUACAGUUAACUUUCAUAUUUAUACGAAAUAAGUAAUUUAGAAUUAUCUAUUAUAAAUUUAUGUAAUGAACAUUUAAGGAAAUACUUUUAAGUUAUGAUGUACAAAAUAUAAGAAAUGAGUAACAAUAUA
This is a messenger RNA of Apis cerana (Asiatic honeybee), 2427 nucleotides long. RefSeq names its product coiled-coil domain-containing protein 22 homolog. Gene Ontology annotation, biological process: positive regulation of ubiquitin-dependent protein catabolic process. NCBI's taxonomy places the organism in Eukaryota, Metazoa, Arthropoda, Insecta, Hymenoptera, Apidae. The record is from RefSeq and is a predicted model, not a curated record. Gene Ontology annotation, molecular function: cullin family protein binding.